AUGGCGACAGUCACGGCGCGCAUCGUCCAGCCGGCCGGCACGGGCGAGGCGCGGGCGACCAGCGCGCGCACCUCGACGGUCAAGGACGCACCACAGAAGACGGAUUCGUUCCAGGAAAAGCGCGGGAGCAACUUCCCCAUUCGGUCCUCCGAGGACGAGGAAGGCCUCCUCGAGAUCCUCCCCAUCCCCGGGCGGCCCGAGGAUGAGAGGUUCAGGGAGAUCCGCAUCUGCUGCCCGGAUGCAACCGGGUUGGGGUGCGACCUCACGCGCACGCUGGUCGACGCGGGGCUCGCCGUGAUGCGCGGCGACUUCUCGACGGACGGCAAGUGGGCCUUCGUCAUCUUCCAGGUGCAAGUCACGUCCGGGUACCGCCCGAACUGGCCGCGGCUGUUCCGCGGGCUGGCGGCGCAGUGUCCGAGCAGCCGCACGCUGUGGCGCUCCGGCAGCAACAGCCGGCGCACGGCCCUGGCGGAGCGCGUGUUCAUCCUGCAGGUCCGCUCGUACGACCGGUGCGGGGUGCUGCACAACCUGGUGCAGGCGCUGUGGGACGCGGAGCUGGUGGUGCACCGCGCGCAGAUCACGACGAACCCGGGCGGGGAGGUGGUGGACAUGUUUUGGGUGUCGGACCAGCGCGAGGAGCUGCCCUCGCAGCCGCGCGUGCUCGAGGUGGUGCGCGGGGUGCGCGAGGCGCUCAAGCAGCCGCAGGCGUCGUGCUUCUUCUCCGUCGUCGCGCCGGAGGACAUGGCCAGCGGCGACGCGCGGUCGGUGCGCGUGCUCAACCGCGACGCCAAGGGGCAGGCGCCGCUGCGGCCGCCGCAGGUGCUGGGCGUGCAGGCGGGGCGCCGGAGGCAGGCGAGCUACCCGGGCGCGCUGAGCGAGGCCGGCAUCGCGCUGGAGCCGUCGGACGGCCUGGCCCCCGCGCGCGACGUGACGGUGGCCGUGGACAACGGCAUCAGCGCGGAGCACACGGUGGUGCACGUGCGGUGCCCCGACCGCAAGGGGCUGCUGUACGACAUCCUGCGCGUGCUCAAGGACGCGGACGUGAGCAUCAGCUACGGCCGCAUCGAGGCGGACCCGGUCACGCACCAGGCCUUCAUGGAGGUGUUCCUGGAGGAGGACGGCGACGGGACGAAGAUCCAGGACCGCGACAUGACCGAGGAGCUGCGCCUCAAGGUGCAGCACGCCAUCGCGUGGCCCGUCCGCAUCACGCUCAACCCCGUGUACGACGGCGCCUUCACCAACCUCACCGUCAAGGCGCCCGUCGACUCGGGGGGCCGCGGGCGCCCGCGCGUGAUCUACGACGUCACGCGGGCGCUCAGCAGCGCCGGGUUCGGCGUCUUCAUGGGCGACAUGACCAUGGAGCUGCGCAAGACGCGCGCGGGCGCCGAGGGCCACGCGCGGCAGGACGACAUGGUGCCGCUCGCCGCCGACACGAGCCUCCUCGACUCGCCGGACAGCAAGGUCGUCGAGGUGCACCGCUUCCUCGUCCACGACGACGCCGGGAAGCCGCUCUCCGAGGCCGACCAGCAGCGCGUCAUGGACCUGGUGCGCCGCUCCCUCGCCGGGUGGCCGCUCGCGCCCGCGCCCGCGCCCGCGAGCGUCAAGGAGGGCGACUCCACGCACGCCGGCAGCGCGAGCCAGCACGGACCGAAGCCCGCCGCGUCCGCGCUGCGCGGCGUGCUGGGCAGCUCGCGCGACUUUGCGUCUGGCAACAACCUGACGGGCCGCCUCAUGUCCCGCCUGUACCCGACCGGGGGCCGCCGCGCCGCGAGCAAUGCGGGCGGGUCGCGGCCGUCCAGCGUCUCCGGCGUCGACGACGCCCCGGCCGGCAGCGUCGCGCAGAGCCAGGCCAGCAGCGGCACCGAGUGGGUCGACGACGGGAGCGCGGCGGGGAGCGCGGCGGCGCUGCAGACCGGCGUGCCCGCGGUGGCCGCGGCACCGGCGGCCCAGCAGGGGGGCGCGUCGCCGCGCGGGCAGCGCGGCAGACACCGCCGCUCGAGUCAGGGCAGCUGGAGCAACAACUUCCCCAACCUGACGCUCGGGGCCGGACACCCCUCCGGCGCGGGGCGCAUGAAGAAGAACAUCUCCUGGGCGGCGGUGACGGCCGCGAGUGGGGGCGCGGGGUUCGCGGCCCCGAGCUACGCGCAGGCGUACAACAACUCGGGACACCGCCACUCGGGGCCGCACCACCACCACCACCACCAGGGGCACCUGACCAUGCAGGGCAUGCACCCUAUGGCCUCGACCGCGCGCACCUCGUUGCUGGGGAGCAAGCAGGCCGCCAAGCAGGUGUUCCGCCUCGACUCGGACCGCAGCCCCAAGCCGGCCGCCUCGCUGCCCCAGGAGGACUCCCGCGGGCGUCUCACGCAGAUCCAGGAGAUCCCGUCGACUGCAGUCAACGCGGCCCAUGCGGCCGACCCGUGA
Pedinophyceae sp. YPF-701 is the source of this 2424-nucleotide messenger RNA. Lineage: Eukaryota; Viridiplantae; Chlorophyta; Pedinophyceae. The record is from the annotation of a GenBank genome assembly.